AUGUGCCGCGUUCGCAUCCUCCAUUUCUCGAUGCACGACGUCCGCCCGCUCAUGACGACGGACCCCUUCGGCACAAUUGAGCGUGCCCCCUUUCACCCGGGCGACUACGUCGACCCGGAGACCGUGACGCCCUGCCGAUGCGGCAUCCUCCUCGUCAUCCCCGCCCCGCGGCCGAGCUCGCUGCCCAUCCCGGGCCGCCCGGCGCCCCCCGCCCAGGGCUUCGACACCUGCCCGUACCACGACUGCUGCGCCACGUGGUCGAACGUCGUCCUGUGCCGCUGGGCCUAUGACUGGGUCGCGGCGGGGAACCCAAACGUGAACCCGCAGCAGCGGUGCCGGAACCUGUUCGUCACAAACGAGUACCACCCCGUCCAGCGCGCCAUGGGGCCGCACCCCGAGACGGGCGAGCGCGCCGCGCCCGCCUGGAACGACGGCGUCGGCUCCCCGCCCACGUUCCCCGUCGAAAUGUUCUACUCGCACCGCCCGCCGCCGGACGCCAGCGACGACGAGGUGGAGGAGAACGCCGCCGUCCGCGAGGACUUCUUCCUCAUCUGCCGGCGGAUCUGGGAGAUCAAGAAGGGCGUCGUCGACCGCCUGGCCGUUGCCGAGGACAAUCUGGGGAUGGCGAUGUGGUUGCGAGUGCGCGAUGGGGAUCAGGAGGAGGGGGAGGAGGAGGUGGUGGUGGUGGAGGAGGAGAACUACGACGACGAUGGUGACCAGAGCAGGAAGACCAGGCCAGAGCGGCUUGCCGAGGGGCUCGUGAUGGCGCAGGAGGCGCUGCGCCACCUCGCGCCCGUGUUCCGGCAGCUCGAAAUCAUGUCGAAGUUCCUCGCCGGGUCGGCGGGCUGCCAGCUUUACGUGCUGACGUUCCUGGGCAAAGUCCCGGGGCCCGGCGCUUCCGCUGUGUCGGCGGACAGGUCGUACAGCGUGUCGCGCGAGAGGCUGGAGCUCGACAACAGCAAUGACGCGAUCGUCGCUGCGGCCCGCGGCAGUGCGCACUGGCGGCUGGCGCAGGAGCUGUGGGAUCGGGCCAUCGGCAUGCGGGUGGCGCUGGAGGCCGCACUGGAGGAGGAGGCGGCGGCGGCGGCGGCGGAUGCUGGGAAGAAGCGCAAGCGGGGGCUGUGGGGUGAUGUGGUUGCCCAGGCGUACGAAACAGCGAAGAAGAGAAGUAUGAGGAGGAAGUCGAGGGCAUCGGGCCUUGCUGUGCAUCCACAGGACAGCCCCGCAGGUGAGUAA
Molecule: messenger RNA, 1236 nt
Organism: Phialemonium atrogriseum
Lineage: Eukaryota; Fungi; Ascomycota; Sordariomycetes; Cephalothecales; Cephalothecaceae
Exons: 1
Coding region: 1-1236 (411 amino acids)
Source: RefSeq, a predicted model, not a curated record